This is a messenger RNA of Neoarthrinium moseri, 516 nucleotides long. RefSeq lists its product as uncharacterized. The transcript has a single exon. The record is from RefSeq and is a predicted model, not a curated record. Gene Ontology annotation, molecular function: N-acetyltransferase activity. NCBI's taxonomy places the organism in Eukaryota, Fungi, Ascomycota, Sordariomycetes, Amphisphaeriales, Apiosporaceae. The coding region runs from base 1 to 516 and encodes 171 amino acids.
AUGACAGCCACUUUGAUCCGGCCGCGGCAGGCAUCCGACAUCCCUGCACUGGUUGAGGCUUUGCAAGACGUUUACAACAGCGAUGGGUACCCAGUAGAAGGCACCUCGACAGCUUUAACCUUCCUAUCGCCACCGGGACUCCUGGAAGCAUGGGUGGCUGUUCAAGAGGGAGUGGUGGUAGGACAUAUCGUUGUCAUAGCUGGGGAGAAGGGCAAUCAAGCACCGGUUCAGGCAUGGACGGAAUUCGGCGAGGGCGGGAAGGUCGAACAGACAGUUGUGGUAGCGCGAUUCUUUGUUCGAGAACUCGCGAGGGGAACAGGCCUCGGACGCGGCCUAGUGGAUGCUACUUGUGCUUGGGCUAAAGAGAACGACAUGCGCAUUGUCAUGAACGUGCUCAGUCACAAUGUCGGUGCCAUGAAGCUAUACGAGAAAGCUGGUUUUAGGAUAAUAGGGAAAGGGAUCCAUGUCAAUCCUCAGGGUCAGAGGUUUCCACAGUACUUCUAUGUCUAUGGCUGA